GAGGAGAUAACGAAUAAGCCUAGGUCAAUAGGGUCUUUGCCUUGAUGCUGGGCGUAGGACAUGUCGGCGGCAUGCUGUUGAUAGCGCUUUCCACUGGGCAUCUACCCGAGGGGGGUGCAAUUGGCGGCGUUGGAGAGGUGGUGUGAUGCCCGAGGUUCUACACGUAUUGGUAGCGGCUUUGGGGCUGUGCUGCUGCAAUCGGUUGUUGGGGUUAUACAACGCUCCUCCGUACCCGCCGAACCGUUCAAUGCCAGAGCCCUAUGACGGCCAUUCUAAGAAUCCAACAGGCACACCGCUUCGCUCUCCUGCUCACGCAGCCUCGCCGUCGCCCCAGGGGAGUUUCUACAAUGGCCGCUCAACCAUCAACGCAGACUACGCGUCCCGGACCGAUGCCCGCCAUCCCGGACUUGGUUGUCCCGCCCCAUCUUGAGCGUUUCAAUGGCCCAGCACAAGAGUACAUUGUCCGUCACAAUAAACCCUGGGAUGGCAUCGCCGUGGGUGCCUUGGUGUUCUCCCCGGAGUCCAGGGUGCUCGUGAUCCAGCGCGCCAAGACCGACUCGCUUCCCGAGAAAUGGGAAAUCCCCAGCGGUGUCGUAUCCAACGACCCAGCCAGGGACGCCACCAUCAUCUCGGCCGUGGCAAGGGAGCUCUGGGAAGAGAUAGGCCUGCUUGCCCGAGCGCUGACCAGGCUCGUCACCGCGCCUGCCGUGAUCGGCUCUCCCGAGUCGGAAGCACAACUUCAGACAGAAGCGGAUGGGUUCGUCUUCAGCAACAGUACCAGGACCAAGGUGUUUUGCCGAUACGUUUUUGAGGCGGAUGUUGAGGCCUUGGUCCCAGGCGGGCAGCAUAUCAGACUCAAUCCCUGCGAACACCAGGAUUUCUUGUGGGUCUCAGAGGAGGAAAUACGAGAUGGGAUUGUUGGCGAGGAGAAGCUGGAGAUUGACUUUACUAGUAAACACCUGCAGAGGUUGAUUUCGGAAGGUUUCAGACUGAGGAGGGACUCUUGCAGUCUGAGAGAGAAUUGAAGGCUCAAUGCAGAUUUCGUCGGUGGAGAAGGACCAUAACCCGGGG
Molecule: messenger RNA, 1071 nt
Organism: Lasiosphaeria miniovina
Lineage: Eukaryota; Fungi; Ascomycota; Sordariomycetes; Sordariales; Lasiosphaeriaceae
Product: NUDIX hydrolase domain-like protein
Exons: 2
Coding region: 261-1025 (254 amino acids)
Source: RefSeq, a predicted model, not a curated record